AUGGAGCAACAGGUGCGUGAGGUCACCUCGUCCGAUGCGGAUGUUUCAUCUUUCAACUUGCAGGCAUUGGCUGAGCAAGAGCCAGUUGUUAAACUCGCCCCGCUUCGCAGUGCACAAGAUUGUGGGCCACACUCGGUGCACUCUGUGGAGACUGGUGUCGGUGCUGGGAGUUCCGACGCGAGAACUCCGAUCACUCCUCCUGCCAGAGCAUCUGACAGCGGUCAGCAGGGAGUUACGCCUCUUCACGUCGCUGCUGAGAUGGGGAGCACUAAAGUUGUGGAGGCAUUGCUGAAUUCUGGUGCGACUGUUGAUGCAGCUACGUCCGAUGGCUUUACACCCCUGCACAGUGCUGCGAACAUGGGUCGUGCUGAUGCAGUUGCAUCGCUGAAAGACUGUCGUGAGGACAACUCCCGGGGACUAUCUGGACCUAAGUCUAUGGAGCAACAGGUGCGUGAGGUCACCUCGUCCGAUGCGGAUGUUUCAUCUUUCAACUUGCAGGCAUUGGCUGAGCAAGAGCCAGUUGUUGAACUCGCCCCACUUCGCAGUGCACAAGAUUGCGGGCCACACUCGGUGCACUCUGUGGAGACUGGUGUCGGUGCUGGGAGUUCCGACGCAAGAACUCCGAUCACUCCUCUUGCCAGAGCAUCUGACAGCGGUCAGCAGGGAGUUACGCCUCUUCACGUCGCGGCCGAGAUGGGGAGCACUAAAGUUGUGGAGGCAUUGCUGAAGUCUGGUGCGACUGUUGAUGCAGCUACGUCCGAUGGCUUUACACCCCUGCACAGUGCUGCGAACAUGGGUCGUGCUGAGGCAGUUGCAUCACUGAUCGCAGCGCGUGCAGAUCCAUCAUGCACUGCAGGUGAUGGCUCCAGUGCUUUGCACGGCGCGGCAAGACAUGGUCACACAGAAACGGUGGCAUUGCUGCUGGAGAAGGGAAGUGUCCUAGAUGUGCGAGACAGCAGUGGUGGAUUCACGCCACUACACGAUGCAGCAUAUGCUGGGCAUCUUUCCAUGGUGCUGCUGCUCCUGCAGAGUCGAGCCGACCCGACCCGUGCAGCUUCCGGCACGACGACACCUCUGGACCUGGCAGCUCACAGCGGACACCUCGAGGUAGCUGCAGCCUUGCUGGCCGCUCGCGCUUGGCCAACGCCUGAGCCAGCAGGGAAGAUGCUGUCGCCCCUGCGCCUGGCGGCACGUAGGAACCAUCCCCAAAUCCUGCAGCUCCUCCUCGCCCGCUUGAGGGAGGCUGCAGCCGGGGCCUGA
This is a messenger RNA of Symbiodinium necroappetens, 1260 nucleotides long. NCBI's taxonomy places the organism in Eukaryota, Dinophyceae, Suessiales, Symbiodiniaceae. The record is from the annotation of a GenBank genome assembly.